This is a messenger RNA of Saccharomyces eubayanus, 420 nucleotides long. RefSeq names its product FG-nucleoporin NSP1 (gene NSP1). Gene Ontology annotation, biological process: protein import into nucleus; RNA export from nucleus. The record is from RefSeq and is a predicted model, not a curated record. The coding region runs from base 1 to 420 and encodes 139 amino acids. The transcript has a single exon. Gene Ontology annotation, cellular component: nuclear pore central transport channel; nuclear pore. Gene Ontology annotation, molecular function: phospholipid binding; structural constituent of nuclear pore. Lineage: Eukaryota; Fungi; Ascomycota; Saccharomycetes; Saccharomycetales; Saccharomycetaceae.
AUGGCAGAACAUAGUCAAAACAAAAUAGAUCAAUCUCUGCAAUAUAUUGAAAGGCAACAAGACGAAUUGGAGAACUUUUUAGACAACUUUGAAACGAAAACGGAAGCUCUCCUGUCUGAUGUUGUAUCAACAAGUUCCGGGGCUGCUGCCAAUAACAAUGACCAAAAGAGACAACAAGCUUAUAAAACAGCCCAAACUUUGGACGAAAACUUAAAUUCAUUAUCAUCUAACCUAUCUUCUCUAAUCACGGAGAUUAACAAUGUGAGCAAUACAUUCAAUAAAACCGCUAAUAUCGAUAUAAACAAUGAAGACGAGAACAUUCAACUGAUUAAGAUUUUGAAUUCACAUUUUGAUGCAUUAAGAUCUCUUGACGAUAGCUCAUCUUCCCUGGAGAAAAAGAUAAGUUUGAUAAAAAAAUGA